Striga hermonthica is the source of this 807-nucleotide messenger RNA. NCBI's taxonomy places the organism in Eukaryota, Viridiplantae, Streptophyta, Magnoliopsida, Lamiales, Orobanchaceae. The record is from the annotation of a GenBank genome assembly.
AUGGGAAUAGUUGGGCUGCCCAAUGUCGGGAAGUCGGCAUUGUUUAACACUCUUACCAAGCAAGAUAUACCAUCCGAGAACUACCUUUUCUGUACCAUCAAACCGAAUGAAGCUCGAGUGAAUGUUCCGGACGAGCAAUUCAAAUGGCUUUGUCAGCUCUACAAGCCGAAGAGCGAGGUUUCAGCAUUUCUCGAUAUCAUUGAUCUUCUAGGACUUGUGCUAGGCGCGCACAAAGGACGAGGGAGGGGGAACAAUUUUCUGUCUCAUAUCCGUGAAGUCGAUGGAAUCUUUCAUGUUUUAUGUGCUUUUGAAGAUGCUGAUAUUGUUCAUGCCGAUGACUUUGUGGACCCUGUGAGGGAUCUACAUGUUAUAUCUUCCGAAUUGCGCCUCAUUGGUCAGUUUGACAUCAAGUUCAUGGAAAGGAGGAUUGAGGAACUGAAAAAGAGCAUGAAGAGGAGCAAUGACAAGCAGCUUAAAGUCGAGCAUGAGUUAUGCCAAAGGGUCAAAGCUUCUCUGGAUGAGGGCAAAGACGUGCGUAUGGUGGACUGGAACGCUGCGGAUGUUGAGAUCCUCAAUAAUUUUCAGCUGCUCACUGCAAAAGCUGUAGUAUAUUUGGUAAACAUGAAUGAGCACGAUUAUAAAAGCAAGAUGAACAAGUUUCUUCCAGAUAUCCACGCGUGGGUACAAGAGCAUGGUGGUGAAACUAUAAUUCCUUUCAGUUGUGCCUUGGAGAGGUAUCUUGCUGAUAUGUCCCGAGAUGAAGCUGCUAAAUAUUGUGAAGAGAAUAUGAUUGAAAGGUUUGUCUAA